This is a messenger RNA of Vigna unguiculata (cowpea), 501 nucleotides long. The record is from RefSeq and is a predicted model, not a curated record. NCBI's taxonomy places the organism in Eukaryota, Viridiplantae, Streptophyta, Magnoliopsida, Fabales, Fabaceae.
AUGGCAGCCGCCGCCGCCAAUCUCGCCGUCGGCCACCACGAUUCUACAGCACCAUAUUCUCGUUGCCAACACCACCACCGCGACGGGCACCAACCUUCUGCACCACCGUGUCGCCAUUACCAAGAACCUGCAGCUCACCGAAAAUCCGACCACCAUCAUGCAUCAGUUGCGUUCAACCAUCAUCGCGACGCCAUCCCCGUCCACACACAAAUGCAGCGAACACCACCGCGCAGCAGCUUCGCACGCCGGAAACAGCACCGUAGAAUCAACCAUGGCCACUGCAAACCUGCACCACCACCUGUCAUUCACGAACGCAACGGCAGCAACCAUUGCAGCUUGCGCCUGUCACCAUCUUCGCACCUGCACCAGCUCACGCCAAUGCAACUUCCUCCUUCAUCCCUGCACCAGCUUCACGGCCACCACGAGUUCUUCUUCCUCGCGCACAACCAUGGCAGCAGCUUCCAGACCAGCACCGCCACCGCAACGCACCACCGUGGAUGA